AAAUCCUAAAACUUCUCCAUCUCCCUCUCCUACAAGCCUACUCACGCACCCCUCCCCCUCCAGACACUCCUCCUCUCGACGCCGGCCGCCCCAACAAUUACUCACACCACGCCUCCCCCUCAGUCACUUCUCCUCUCGACGCCGGCUGCCGCAACAAUUUACUUCUCAAGUCGUCAGUCGCAACCACGCCUUCGGAUUUCACUUCUCUUUGACGCAAUUUCUUGAGGUGAACUUUAUGCUUUUUACGGUUCAUAUGUAGUAGCUGCUUUUAGUUUGGAGAAAGAAGGAAAGCGAGAUAAUUGCAUUUUUAGUAGUUUUCUAACUUAUGCACCAAAGUGAUUUGGAACCGAAUCGUACAUAAAAGUAAUGAAAAAACAAAUAUGAGGAUAGAUUCGAGUUGCACGUUUAGUUUGUGGAAGGACAUAGCCACAGCUUUUUCCCCUUUCUUUUUCUUCUGGGAGAACGGUAUUUUGAAAGUGUGAAGGGGGGAGAAGGUGUUUUUUUGGCGUGAUAAGUGGAUUGCCGAUUAAUCCCUCAAACACUUAAUUUCUGAUGUGUUUAAAAUUUUGAUUGUCAAAGACAGCGUAUAAGAGUUAUGGAAAGGGAUGAUAAUAUGGAGCCUUGUAUUACCUCACAAAGGGAUAGUAAUUUGAAAGCUGGAUAAGUCUAGCUUGUUUUCAGUCAAGUCAAGUCUGCUUUGGUUGCUAUCUUAGAGAAGAUGAGUGCUUGAAGAUAUGUUCUUUCACAUCCGGGAUGGUGCCAUUCAAAAGAGUAAAAUUUUUCCGGUGGACCAUGGCCUUAAAAUUAACUCUAUGGAUAAGGUUCAAGGGAGAUUUUCCUGCUUGUGCAUCCCCCCCAAUAUUUGUGUCAUGUGCUGUAAAAGUGGAAUCUCUCACAAUUGCUGCUACACUGUGAACAAUUAGUGUAAAGCUUCAAGGGACAAUGAUCAGAGGCCAUGCCGGUGUUGUAAAACCUAAUGUUUCCUUCAUGUUAUUUGAGAUGUCUACUCUUGAAUGUCACAACUUCAAAUUUACUGCCACACCAACAUUUCUAACGUCUUGUAUCCAUGAGAAAAGGAGGUGUUUGACUACACAGCUACAAUAUUCUCAUGGUGAUAGGAGAACAGUCUUCAAAUCUCUGCAUUCAACUAUUUCAUCAAAGCCUUACAGCUCUAAAGUGGGUAGAAAAGGAGGUAGUAGUGGUUCAUCAUUAUAUAGUCGCCCUAGUUUAGUCGAGAUGAAGAAUGUGAGGCUUGAAAACCGUUCAAAGGUUUAUGAGUUCUUGCGUGGAAUUGGUGUUGUUCCUGAUGAACUUGAUGGACUGGAGCUUCCUGUAACAGUCGAUGUUAUGAAGGAACGUGUUGAUUUUCUUCUCAAAUUGGGACUUACAAUCGAAGAUAUAAAUAACUACCCUCUCGUCCUUGGCUGCAGUGUUAAGAAAAAUAUGAUACCGGUACUUGAUUACCUUGGUAAAUUAGGCGUUAGGAAAUCUACUUUCACUGAGUUCUUAAAAAGGUAUCCGCAAGUACUCCAUUCCAGUGUUGUUGUCGACCUUGCUCCAGUUGUCAAGUAUCUUCAAGGCAUGGAUAUUAAGCCAAACGAUAUCCCUCGUGUUCUCGAGAGAUAUCCAGAAGUAUUGGGGUUUAAGCUCGAGGGAACCAUGAGUACUUCGGUGGCGUAUUUGGUAGGCAUUGGAGUUGCAAGAAGGGAAAUUGGAGGGAUUUUAACCAAAUACCCAGAGAUUUUGGGAAUGCGGGUUGCUCGAGUAAUCAAGCCUUUUGUCGAGUAUCUUGAAGGUUUGGGUAUUCCAAGGUUAGCAGUGGCUAGGUUAAUAGAGAAGCGACCACACAUUCUGGGGUUUGGAUUGGAAAAAAAAGUCAAGCCCAAUAUUCAAUUGCUUUUAGAGUUCAAAGUAAGAGAAGCGUACCUUCCUUCUAUAGUAGCACAAUAUGCUGAGAUAAUAGGAAUGGACCUAGAAGCUAAUCUUCAAACUCAGAGAAAUUUGCUAAAAUCAUUAAUUGAAUUGGACAACGAUAACUUCGGCACCAUCAUCGAAAAGAUGCCACAAAUCGUUAGCCUCAGCCGUUCAGCUGUGAUAAACCAUGUAGAUUUCUUAAAAACUUGUGGUUUUUCUUUGCUUCAAGUAAAGAACAUGGUUAUAGGAUGUCCCCAAUUGCUUGCUUUGAAUAUUGACAUAAUGAAACACAGCUUUGAGUUCUUCCAAAUGGAAAUGGGAAGGCCUUUAGAAGACUUGGCCACUUUUCCUGCAUUCUUUACUUAUGGUUUAGAAUCCACAAUAAAGCCCAGACAUAGGAAAGUUGUACAGAAGGGAAUUAGUUGUUCACUUUCAUGGCUUCUCAAUUGUGCUGAUGAAAAGUUUGUGGAAAGGAUGAGUUAUGAUACUAUAGAUAUGGAGGAGAUGGAAACUACGCCAACAUUCGAUAUGAAUUCUCUUGUACAACCUCGAAAUGACGAAUCGGAUUCUGAGUAUGAAGAGGAUAGUGAGGAGGAGACUUGACAGGCUAUUUUGUGUUGGUUUCCUUGGCUGGAAGGGUAGUGGCUAUCAUCAUUAGAGCGUGGAACACCUUGUGAAAGGCAGUACCUCCUGUUUUGUUCAACCAUAUUAAAUUUGUGUACAGUUUCUUUUAUCUCUUUUACUUUUAACUUUUGCCACAUGUAUCCGUCCCUAUUGAUAUCUCAUUCUAAUUAAUACUUUUGUGUGCUAAUUAAAAUAUCUAUAAAAUUCAGUUUUUUAGAAA
Cucumis melo (muskmelon) is the source of this 2758-nucleotide messenger RNA. RefSeq names its product transcription termination factor MTERF4, chloroplastic. The transcript has 2 exons. NCBI's taxonomy places the organism in Eukaryota, Viridiplantae, Streptophyta, Magnoliopsida, Cucurbitales, Cucurbitaceae. Gene Ontology annotation, molecular function: double-stranded DNA binding. The record is from RefSeq and is a predicted model, not a curated record. Gene Ontology annotation, biological process: regulation of DNA-templated transcription. Bases 943 to 2517 code for a protein of 524 amino acids.